GGGGGGGGCAAUACUUCUGCCGGCCUUGCUCGGACUGACUCCCACACUCGGCCUUCAGUUAGGUCGCAGAGCUUUGUGACAGCAUCUUGCACGGAUACGACGCUACAGCGGUGACAACAUCUCUCCACAGACAUACAAACACCUGGCAAAGUACUCAAAACCGCUUCUGUGAUAGUACAACUAAGUAGGCGUCUCCAGGACCAUAUUUUGCUAUGAUGACUCACAAGGUAAAAACAAUAACCAGUGUCGUCGUCGCGACUGGUAAAAACAUUGUCUGAAUUUUUGUGUGUGUGUGUGGAGAACAUUUCUGGCCACAGGGACACACAGGCUUGCUGCUAAUACCUGCUAGCCUGUACAUUACCGCACUGGGGCCCCAGUCAGGUCAACUGCAGUCUGGAGCCCUUACUGUGUGUGCGAAUGUGCACUCAUCAUGUGUUUAUGUGCCAGUGUGCACCUUACUCAGUCAGAUGCUAUAGCUAUAAAUCUGCCUCACCCUUUCCUGGCCCGCUGAGGACUCAGCAGGAGCAGUUGGGGAGGGGGUUCACCCUUUUUCAAAGCAGGGGAGGAGAGAGGAGAGGGUACAGGGUUAGAGGGGAAGAGAGAUAAAUGAGGGAGGGGGCUUAAUGAGAGCCCGGGCUCACAUGAUUGCGGUACAGGCUGAUAGAAAUCAGGAUCUUUCUCAAAGAAGUCAAUUAACCCCCUCCCCCUCCCAUAAUUAUGCAUGGCCUGCUCCACUGGCUCUUUACUGAUAGGGCUGCUCAGCUCAGCUCAAUAUGCAGACUCAUGCUGCCUGCAUCUGCAAGGGCUUUUGUAUAUUGUGAGAAGCAUUCGUCAACCUUUUUUUUUCAGAAUCUGCUGGCAGUCUGCUUUAAACUUUUCAAAGCCAUUAGUUAUUCCCAACCCCAUCUUUCUUCUCACCUGACAAGCUGAAAGGGCCAGUACUGGGCCAAGGCAGGAGGGGGCUCCACCCCAGGAGGCCCUUGGUCAUUAGUGCAUUAGAGGCUAUAGAUGAUGGCUGAAGUCUGUGGUCAGAGUAAAUAAGCAGUGUUGCAUUAAGUCAACACGACCAGGCGGCUCCUUCACAGCACCCAGUGUUGACAUAACUGCUCUCUUAUCUGAGGAGCGCAAAGCCAAGCCCCACAAUAGAACACUGUGCCAGAACAAAUACAGUAAGAAGAUAGAAACCACACUCUCCAACACACACACACACACACUGGCUGUGAGGGAAUGUGUCGCAUGGCACUACAAGUGAAGGCUGAUGCUGAUGCCGACAUCAAUACGGCACAAAACAAUGUAUAUCCGAUAAAGCAGGCCUGUGCAGCAGAAGUGUAAUCAAGUUGCGGCCCCAGCGUGGGCUGUUCAUGCUACCAGACUGCCUGGUGUUCAUGUGAGCUCAUGAAAAUAAUGGGGUGUUUAGGAUCUCAGUAAUCUGGGUGAAGGACCUGGACUCUGCUCGUGCUGCUCAACCUGGCAAAGAAUGAAGGCCGGCCUGACAGUCAUGAGGCCAGCUCUGUCGUCGAGCACUUUGCGGAAGUUGCGGCUGCAGCUAUCACUUGUCUGUAUGUGUGUAAAGCUGAGCAGAGAGAAAGAAAGGGGAGAGGAAAAAAAAUUGUGCUAGUUUGCUUUUCAAACCGUUGUUUAAGUACCUGUGUUCCAUUUGCUAUUUUUCUGUGUCAAAACAUUUCAGUAGGCCCUCUUCCCCUCAUUGCCUCACAUCACCCUAAUAACUCUUCUUUAUUCUCAUUCCCUGUCUUCCCCCACCUCCCCCUUCCUCUCCAUUAUGGCCUUUGCAAGGUCUAGUUUGAGCUUGGCUCACACUGGCGUCGUGAUACCCUGCUGAAAGCUGUUGCUCCCCUGUGGAUACGAGGACACAGCUGAGGUUUCUCUGCGCUACCUCUCGCUCAUGCUUCUUCCCCUUUAACUCUGCGACCAUGACUCGCCGUCUUCCUUCCACGGUUUCCCCAAAUCAUUUCCCUGGUCAGGCUCGCCACAUACCUUGCGGCUUUCUGGCCCAAUGCGUAUGUGCUGACAUGUUUUAUGGCCAAGCAGAGCAGAAGUGUAUAUUUAAGAAAAAUAAGAAAAGCCAACAUAUGGACUCAUAGGCACACUGAUCAAAGUCGGUUUAUUGGUUACUCUGGGAUGGAGGGUUUUUAUUUGAGACCAAAACACUGCCAGUAGUUCUAUUGAGCAGUCAGAAAAUAUAUGAUUUUAUUUUCUAUCCUGCUAUCACGUGUAGGGGCAUUUUUGCGUGCCUUUUCAGUGGGUGUGCAUCUGUGUGCUUGAGGAUGUGCUAUGUCAAACAAAACGAGCAGCUGCAGCACAUCUGUUAACUUUGAUCAGAUGCUGCAGGCCUUCUGUAGCCCCACAAGGCCUCCCUCCUCCUCUGUGCCAUUUCUGAAUACGACCUGCAGACAAAUACAGAGCGAGGGGGAGAAUGACACGUGACCGUCCAGCCCGCCCACCUGUCCAGCAGACUAGAUGUGAUCACCGCAAAGGAGAUAGAUGACAGCAAUGGUGGCUGUGCAGCCAACCAACCAGACAAGACAAACCAUGAGCAGUUGAUCAAGAUGAUAUCCCUCCCUUCCGUCUCCCUGGUUUGACCUUGGAUUGUGCCUUUCCUACUCCUAGCUGUUAAAGACUACAUCAAGCUGACCAGCUGGAGAAGGGAGAGGAGAGGCAUUUUAUGGCCGCCCUGCUCUAUGUUACACUUCAUCUGCUCAUGUUCGGGUGAGGAUGACCUUCUCUUCUCUGCACAGAUUGCAGGAAAUGCUCCUAAUUUUACUCAUCUCCACUCAAGUGUGAUGCUGCAGAUGUUGAGCAGGCCUGGCAUUCCAUGGAUGACCGGUGUCGGCAGUCGGGAGAUAUAUCUCGUCUUUAGGCUCAGUUUGUCAGAUGUAUUUCACAAAGAAUUUGCACUGUGUGAUAUGGCUGGCCUUGCACACGCUAGACAAUGUAGGCUGCUACAGUGGAAAAUCUGUAUGGGCCAACUGGAGUAUUGUCCUUCUGGCUAAGAAGCUUUGCAACCACAGAAGUCAAGGAGAUGCACGCGUAUUAUACAGUGUCUUCUUAACAAGGUAAUACUGUAUAUUGUUUGGCCUUGGCUACCCAGGUGCCAUCCAUCCCCUUGUUUUUAGGUUAUCAGAACAAAAAUGCUUGCAUUUGUCUUGGCUAACGCUACAAGAAUUACACAUUUCUCCUUUGUUCCCCUUGUGAACCAGCAGCAAAUUAUAUUCAGGGCUGCAGGAAGACCUUGGGCUGGCUGGCUGGUGCGGCGGCUCUCUGCUCCGUUAUCUGCACUGUUCUGUCUCCGCGCCCCUGACAGGCUACAUCAGACGGAGAGAAGCCAGAGCAGGGAGCUGCCUUCUGUUUCUCUCACACACAUCACUCCAGGACUUUAUCAUAUUACAGGCCAAUCUAAGAGAACUCAGAGGACCGCAGCAAAGCAGUCUCUGUAACAAGGGCCCUCGUGUCCAGCACUGCUCUCCAUGACCUAAAGGAGGCGCCCGGGCCACAGAUGGAAGAGGGCGGACGGGAGAACGGGACAUUCCGACGAGCCCUGGUUGCCAGUUGAAUGCUGGGAUGCUGAUUUAUGGGCGGUUCUGACGGAGGGAGGGGUGAACCUCUGACUCCCCAUAAAACAAGACGUUCAUCUCCCUCCCAGGCCUCAGAAAAACUGAUGGACAAACAAGAGCUGAGAAACGGAGCACAAGUGCGACGAAGGAGUGGGAGGGAAAGCGUUUUUUUUUUUUUUUUUAAAAACCCAAAAAUGAAGAGAAAGUGUUUCCGUUUUGAAGCAUACGGAUGACGGCAACUGAAGAAAGAGAGCGAGGUGAUGAGGGAGGACAGAAGGACAGCAGGGGGAAGGAGAGGGAGUGAUGGAGGGAUGAUGGAGAGGGUGUUAGGACGGAAAGGGAAAAGAGGAAUGAGUGAUGGGGCUCAAAGGAGCAAAGGGAGAAGAGGGGAUGAAAGUGAAAAAGGAAGACGGCAGGCAAAAUCUGCCCCAAUGAGUCGAGCUGCCUGCAGAUUUAUGUGGUGUUGUGGGUAUCCUUAUACAUCAACCAGAGGAGAUGGGGAGACUCGAGCAAUGUGCCGCCUAUGGGGUUUUGUGUGUGUUUAUCUGUGUAUGUAACGCACCGCACAUUUAUUCUCCAUCCUCGCGCUGUUCAUGUCUCCUCCAAAGCAAACUGACUUGCCUGUGGUGAGGUAACAUCCACCCACAUCCACACUCCACUUUUCCGAAGCCUAUCUAUCUAGCGCUGCUGGUAGAGAAAAUAGAGGUUUAGACCACCCAGGACCAGGUAGUCAAAGAGCUGCUUUGAUGUGGCACAAGCAUAUGUGCAGUGCAUAGGCACAAUCUCUGCGAAAACGCACUCGCAAAACACUGUUUUACUGCCUCCUGUGCGGCAUCAUUACUCCUCGUCACUGGAGAGGUGGGAUACAAGAAAUGAAAAAGAAAAAGAGAGUUUGAGAGAGAGAGAGAGAGGCAGCCACCUCCUGUGCCAGGCAGUGCCAGGCUGAAACACUGGAGCCGCAUGGUCACCCUGAGGGAGGGGAAACCUGCCCAGUCUAACCACAUCUCAAUUAACCAAUUAAGUUCAAAAGUUAACAGGGGACUAAUUAGAGAGAAUAUUGCUGAGCACUUGUUUUAAUCUGCCUUUUUCCCCACUACCAGGCAUGUCUGUGUCCGUGACCUGGCUGGCUGAGCUUUGGCUGCGUCGGCUGAAACAUGGCACGCAAGCCGCCGUUAGUCACCCAUCCAUCCCCUUGGCCAGAACAUAAAACCGAUGGAUUUAGACAGAUCAGUCAUCAGCAGUAAAACAAACCAGAUCCUGAGCAGUCCACUUGAUGUUUCCAGUGGAACAGGAGAACCAUGAAAACCCCAUUUUUGGAUGUGAAGAUUGAGAGACCUGUGAGAGAUUAUUCAAAAGUUGAGGACAGUUUCUAAUCCAACCUAACAUGGCCGUUUCCUGUUUUCGCCCCCUCUUGUUUGGUCCCGCAGAUGGUUAUUAAUGGAUGCCAAAUGGGAGGUUUAGUGUCUCGCUAUUGGCCUGUUGGAGUCUCCUUUUAACGCCAUUAUAUUAAAUGACUUGCGUUUAGGACUCGAGGCUACAGCGCGCUCCUCUCGUUGACAAUGUGCCUCGGGCAGAGGGUGUCUGUAACUUACCACUAAAAGUACAAAUUGUAUCCCUGUGUUCAAGAGGAGGAGGGGGUUUGGUUGCUAUAUUGGCUGCUACCACCAAUAAAAGAUAUGUGUGCUGUAUGACACAAUUGUAGUGGGGCUGCUUUGAGCCCUGGAGCCAAAUGCAGUGUGUUUGGAAUCAGUCUGACAGCUAUAGAGAGAGAGAGGCGAGAAAUCCCUCUUUGACUCUGCUCGUUUUCCAGCAGGGAUAUAUUUGUACUGUGAUUUUUUUUGGGGGCUUUUAUGAAGGCUGUGACUAUUUAAGUUCCUGCAUGGUUGAUUAGCUGUGUGUGUGUGUGUGUGUGUGUGUGUGUGUGUGUGUGUGUUUCAACAUGUGUGUGUAAGAGGAAGAGGGUGAGAAAAGGCUGUAGAUGUCAGGAUGCAGUUUGAGGGGUGAAGGACUCCCCUGUUGUAUGUGAGGCCCUGGAGGAUUCCUCCCCCCUUUCUCUCUUCCUCCUUUUCCCUUCUUUCUAAACCCCCCCUUUACACCCAUCUCUUCCUCUGUGAGAUCCACAAUGCUGGGAAGAAAUGUGUCAUUAACAGGGGAGACCAAAAUAAUGUUUAUGGGCUCAAGCGGCACUGAAAUCAUUUUCCAUAUCAGUGCAACUGCAUGGGCCCUGCGGGGGAGUAAAUCUGAUUUUCUCCUCCCUGUGCCAAUGGGAAACAUCAUGGGAAAGAAAACAGAUUGGAUUGUUAGAGAGACGGCCUGACGCAGCUGUGGGCGGCUCUUUUUAUGUGUGUGUGUAACGUGUGUGUAUCAUAGUGACAGAGACAACCAGAAGUGAAAGAGAGAAGGCAAAAUACAAAUGUGGAUAUUUAGUGUGCGUGUGUGGAAGAGAGCUUGAGAUGGAUGAGGCCCACUAUGGUAAUCACAAUUUCAUGCCUCAAGAAUAAAGAGCUGGAACGCAGCAAACGGCCCUGAAACACCCUCAUGUAACAAUGGGUCAGUUAACAAGCACCCUUGCCAAAGUUUGGACAGAUAACAAAUGGUUCUCCUUGAGGAGUGUGUAGCUGCCCUGUAUACAAAGAAUAAAAUGCUGCUUGCCCUGCAAGGGCUCAGCAAAAUACCGGGCCAUUCCAUAAGAAACACUUGCAUUUAAUUUGAACCAAGACACAAAUAACACAAUUGCUUUAUUAGGUAGCAUGGAGGAGGGUUCAAUAAAGUAUAAUGCUGAUUGAAAUAACGCCUUGUUGCUUGGAGAGAAAACACUCUUGGCCUGGUGUAAUACGCACUUCUUGUUACGCCAUGAACAUUUAAGUUCUCGGAGGAGAAAUUGAAAGCAGAGUUUGGCGAUUUUGUGUUGUGACAUAGCUUUUCUUGUGAAUGCUAUUAAAUCUGUGUUAUGGGAGUAGGGAAUGUGAUUGCGCAUGUGUGGGUGGGUGUAAAAGGAAGGUAAUGGGCCUUGAACUCAUUUGUCCUGGCCUGGUCCUGCUGCUGUUUCGAAUCUGUCCUCCCACCUCCUGUGUCCCGGCCUGGAAUGUCUGCUUGGUCUGCACAGAUGAGGCUAUAGUGACUCAGCACACUUCUGCACUUUCACACGGAUCACAGCGAACCCACCUAAACACAGGUCCGAGUGACAAGCCCAAACCUUACAGACCCUAUCUUAACCUUUUAGCUUUUGUCCAAACACGCAUGUCCAGCUGCUCUUUGUCCAGUUUCUUUGUAGUCCGUCAGAGACAUCAUCACAUAUCCUGCCCUGUGCUUUACCCUUAACCUCUUCACCCAUAUACCUCAGCUUCUUCGAACCCUGUAGCCUUCACCCCUGAGCCAGCUCUUACUUUGACAAUUGGAGUUCUUAAACAACACACUUCCUGGUCUGCUCCUCUGCAAAUAGCUGCACCGGUGCCGAGUGUCCAGCUCUUUAUUUACUGUGCUCAUAAAACACCUCUUCAGCAGGAACUGUUCCAGACGUUGCUAUCUCUUCCUGUCAGCUACCCACUGCCCUUUUCUACACUACUGUUGGCAUAGGAGUGCUGGGAUUAGAGGUGAAACCCCUUUUUUUUGCAUUGAUUACCCUCUCUGAAAAGGAGCCUUUUUAUAAAUGAUUAAUUGCAGUCAAAUUGAGGUGGAAUACCGCUUGAGGAGGCCGGCCAGAUAGGGGCACACAUUUCUGGCUCUACAAAUAGUGAAGGAGGGCGAGAAGGAGAAUCGAUGGAGGGAAACAUAUUGGUGGGAUGUGUGCAUGUUCUUUGACAUCACUCCACCCCUCCUAGAACAAACUAUACCUCGGAGACGUUUUCUCCGAUCUGUUUUCUCUGUCACAGCCUGUGUGGAUCCAUUGUUGUUUUCAGGCUCCCUGCCAAGCCAGGAUGAGCCAGUUGGACUAAUUUGUUUAGGAUUAGAAUCUCUUAUCCCCAUCAUGUCAACUUGUAUAGUAUAAACAGCUGGGUGAAGUGCGCGGGAUGCUUUGGCUGACCUCCCCGCGCCAAUUUUAUUUGCAUAGUACUCACGAAAAAAAUCCAUCUUACCCCACCAUCGCUUCAAUCGCAAGCAAGUGGCUGACCACAAAGCCACUCUACAAACACCGGCUGUCAACUUUCAGCGAGACGACCACCAUACGCACACACAAUCGCACACAUGGAGGCACGCAUAUGCUCGGCGACACACACUCCCACACACUCUCUGGUGCUCUUUCACUCUCAAAGUUUCUCACAGUUCUCCUCACACCCUUAUCUACACUUCUAGUCUAAACUCUCGCCCCUUACCCCUCCUCUGGAUGUUGCCCUGUCGCACGUUCUCACUCUCUUCCUCCAUCCAUUCUUCUAACUGCUUCUCCCGCUCCCUUUCCACUUCUCCCACCCCCGCACUGACCACAUCCACUAAACUCACUCCACAGGCACGCAGUGUGGAGAGUGUCGGAGGCGUGCGCUGCUGGCACUUUCCCCCACCUCUGCACUGGGCCCAGCUCCAGGACUGGACCGCCUGCUCGCUCUGUCUCUCUCACUUCAGUAUGCCUAAAGUCAGGGAGGGAGUUUGUAAAGCAGGGGGGGCAAACAACAACAAACUACAACAACAACAAAAAAAACAACCUCCUGCUACAGUUGUUUGUAGGAGGAGGAAUUUGGCUACCAGUUGCGCUAAUGUUUUCAAGAUGACUUUGACUGUUUGAAGGAAAUCCCCCCUCUUUAGUAGCCAUUUGAAAUUCCUUCUGUGUUUUAUUGUGAGGAAGUAGGCGCUGGGUUAGUCAGCGGCUCUCCAGGGUAGUGUGUGCAGUCUGUCUGGGGCUGCCGGUGUGUACAGUUGCCCAAACCAUUCCAGUUUCCCCGCGUUGCUACAGAGGCUCAUGAGUGAAUAUAUGUACGUGGAAAGUCUGGCUGGCGUCUUCUCGGGCGUCUGAAUUCUUGGGCAGAACAUGGAAUUACAUCGGUAGGAAAGUCUGAGAAAGACGCAUACUGCUCAAUAUGUUUUCGCUUGGCAGUGGAUUGAUGGGCAAUUCCUCCGCCUCCUUCAUGGGGACCUUUCUGGCCAGUAGUCUGGGUUCCCCCCCUUCCCAUCCGUCUCACCCUUCCCGGCCGCCCUCCUCGCCCUCCUCACCCUCCUUCCGGGGCGGACCUCACUCCAGCGCCUCGCAAAUCUGGUUUCCCCAUUCACAUGAAGCAGCUCCAGGGUAUCCUCGAUUCUCAGGGAGUUUGGCCCACACUUUCCUUCCCAUGAGCCACUUGGAUCACCAUGCCAACAGUGGAGUUCUCUAUGGGCAGCACCGUUUCUAUGACACGCAAAAAGAGAACUUCUAUCUUCGAGGUCUCCCAUCCCAGCCACCUCUCAUCUCAGCCAAUCACAGUCUGCCACCAAUGUCCAGGGCAGGUUCGGGACACUCUCAGGGGUCCUGCAGCAGAGACAGAGAUCCAGGGACAGGCACUGGUCUACAUAAGGGCCUAAAAGAGGGGUCAGUGGAGAGAGGAGUGGUACCUGUAAAGGACAAGGAGAGGUCCAGUAGCAAACAAGAGGCAAAAGAGAGACAGCAGCAACAGCAGCAGCAACAGCAGCAGCAACAACAGCAGCAGCAACAGCAGCUCCACAACCAUCAGCCACCCCAGCCCACACACCACCACCAUUCCCACUCCCAUCAGCAGCACCCACACUAUCCACAGCACCCACUACCCCUGGAGGAGGUCAACAGUCGAGCCCUGGAGAGGCACAAGGCAUCCCUUACCAUGGAGUACAGCAAGGAACACCCUCAGAGUAUGGGCAAGCCCCUCAGUGCCUGCUUGCACAAUGGCAAGAUGCAAAAUGGAGAUGCAGGAACUGGAGCAGGGGCUAAGACCUCCAUGUCCAGCUGUGGGGGGGAGGGCACAGCCCUUGGGGCUAUGGUGGGUGGAGGGAGCAGCCAGGGCAGGCAUAUGGUGUCCAGCGUUAGUAGUCGCUGUACCAAAGAGGGGAUCAGUGGGGAGAUGAGGAUCAGUGAACAACCUUCAGACUGUCUGGAAAGGAGUCAGGCACCACUCCACCACUCUCUAUCCUACUCUGUACCCCCACCCUUACACAUGGGUUCUGCUGCUGGAGGCGCACACCCCCAUCCACACCCUCAUACUCACCCCCAUUCACAUCCUCACCCAGGGGGCUUCCACUGCCUUCAACUCCACCCUAGCCACCCACACCAUCCACAUCAUUCACACCAUCCACACCACCAUCCAGACUUCUUCUGCCCGCCCCAUCCUGCUCCUCUAGUCAACCCUGCCUCACAUGAGAGGGGGCCCGCCAAUGUGGGGCGAGAACCUAAAAUCACAGGGCCUACAUUUGUGCCAUCUGUGGCAGGCCUGGGGGACAAAUCUAGUGGUCCAUUCCAGCUUGGUAACCCAGAAUGCCAUGGUGUGGGCGGUGGAGGGGGAGGCGGCAAUAACAAGGAUAAGGUAAUGGAAAAGAAUGGAGGCGGUGGGCACCAUAGUAGUUGGCAAAGAAAACAACAGCAACAGCAGCAGCAGCAGCAGCAGCAGCAACAACAACAACAACAGCAACAGCAGCAACAGCAGCACCCAUACAGAAAGACAGAUAAGGCUCCAGAUUGGAUGCAGUCCCACCACCAACACCUUCAGCCCUCACAGCUUCCUCCACCUCCCCAGCUACAGCAGCCUCCACCUCCCCAGCUACAACAGCCUCCACAUCCCCAACAGCAGCACCAAGUUGUACGAUCACGCAGUGCUGAGUGUAUCAACAGUGGCGUGGACAUGGAUGUGUUCAGACCCUCGAUGCCCCAGGGGCCAAAGGCUGGAAACUCUGUCCCUCAUUCUGUCAACACUUCUCCUUACAGAGACUGUUCCCAUCCAGGACCCCAACCUAACGUCUCCCCACUUGGAAGUAAAAGCAUGGUUCAACAUAGUGGGGCUGGAGUAGCCCAUGGCCCUGGUCCUGCCGGUAGCUGCUCCUUGCAGAGAGAUGGCCAAAAGGUAGCCAGGAUACGCCACCAGCAACAUGGCCGACCUGGCCCAGAUGCUCCUUCUCCUGCUGAGUUGAACCAAGGGACUAGUCAGGAACUAAAAAGAAAAAUGGAGAUGUCUCCUUAUGGUUACGGCAACAGCAGUGGGCAGCACCACCACCAGCAGCCCCCGGUGCCACCCUGGGCCAUGAGGCCUUCCCACCACAUGUCACAACCCGAGGAGGAGCAGAGGAAGUCUUACAUGGAUUUAGGAAGUACUGGUGGGCAACACUCGCAGCAGCAGCAGCAGCAGCAGCAGCAGCAGCAGCAGCAGCAGCAGCAGCAACAACAACAACAGCAGCAGUCAGGAAUGAGCCUGCCACCUCCCCAGCCUCCCUCAGUACCUCCCCUCAGUCAGCAACAGCAGCAGCCACAGCAGCAGCAGCCAGAGCCCCAGGGCCCAACUCAGGGGGAGAGCAGUGCCAUGAAAAGCUUACUUAAGUACAGCAACCAGCAACAGCCACUGCUCCUCUCCCAGAAGAGCCCCUUUGGAGGGCUGGGAUCCCUCAAAUCAGGUCCUGCUGGGGGGAGCUGUGCCCUGCAGGGCAACAAACAAACUCUACCUUCCAGAAAGGGCCCAGCCAAUGACAACGAGCGCCCUGAUUACAGUGGGCGGGGCAGGGAAAUGGGGGAUGCAGGUCAUGGGGAAAGUGAGGUGCGGCAGCCGCCAGUUGGAAUUGCAGUUGCUGUGGCCAGACAAAGGGAGCCACCUUGUCGCUCAGCAGACAGUCAUCCAAACAGCCGACAAGGCAGGGUACAUCCCUCAGUGAAAGGACCGCCUCGCUCCAUGUAUCCUUCAGAUCCUACUGCUGAAGAGGAGAGAAAGAGGAUGAGUGGGGAACAGAUAGGUCUGACUUGCUUGGACAGAGAGAGAGAUGCAUAUAUCAGGGAUAAUAAGGAAAGGGUGGAGUUUGCAAGAAUCCACCCCUCCAACAGCUGUCACGGAGACCUGACCUCUCAUCUCAUGGUCCCAGGCGGAACUUCCCUCCAGUCUGGCCAAUUAGGAGAUCCUGCUGCACAUCCUGCUCACCAUCAUUGGAUGCCAAGAACUGGAAGCCCAUCCCUUUGGAUGACAGGACAUUCUUAUGCAGGUAUAGGUCAUACAGCCCUGCACCAGAAUCUGCCCCCAGGUUUCUCAGCAGCCAUGCAAGGCCCUCUGCAGCCAGUCCUGCCUCUGCCUCAGGACCCCUCUGCCCAGCUGGUGGUCCUGCCCACUGAGCCUCCCGCCCAUCCUGCGACCCAUCACCUGGAUGUGAUGGAGCAGCCAGGGCUGUGGCCCCCUGUGUAUGGUGCCCGGGGCCCACCCUCCCACAUGCAGCAUCCUGCUGUGUACUCCCGAUCCCAGUUUCUACGGCAACAGGAGCUGUACGCUCUCCAGCAGCACCAGCAGCUCCAACAUCAGCAUCAACAUCAGCACCAGAGCCACCAGUCGCAGCAACCACAGUCUCAAACCCAGCAGCAGCAGCACAGAGCUGUGCACGGCAUGGACAUGCAACAUCAUGCCACUCACAAUUCACAGAUGCAGAAGAGGCCGGAUGAGCCCUCUGUUGAACUAGAGGAACUCAUUUCGGAACCAAGAACAUCUAAACCUGCCAAGCCCUACUCUUACAACCCAUCUCAGAGGAACACCUCUUCGCCUGGGGCCUGCGCCGCUCACUUGUCCCCUUGUUGCCAGUCCCCGUCUCUACGACCACAUCCCAAGAGCACUCCUUCUACACCCUGCCCUGCUCCCAGCCCUGCCGCAGCAGCCCCUCACUCACCUGCCAUCAGCCCUGCUCCACCUCAGAUGCUCAAGGGGGCCGAAUCCCAGGACAAGCGAGGAGAGGGACAGCCCCCCCAGGAUUACCCACAGUCUCUGGAGCCUGACUUGCCUCCUGGAUACACCUACCCUGCCAUUGCCAUGGGCUACAGGAGCGGGCCCUCCCCCCAUGAUGUUCGACUGGCUGAGCCAGCUGACCUGGAAGCAGUCCAAGUGGAGCCUGCUGAGCAUGCUCCUCAGUCUCUCUCCGGCCUGGGGGAGGAGCUAGACUGCCAAGCGGUGGUCAGGCCACUCCCAGAGCCACUCCCAUCCGAGGAAGUAGAGAAGGAAGAGGAGGAAACAGUGGUGGAAGAAAGGGAAGAGGUGGAGGUAGCAGCGGUGACAGCAGCCAACUAUGUGCUUGGAGAGAGGGAGGUGGAGGAGCAGGGGCCCGCUGAGGAAGAGGUGAUGGUUUGCCCCCCUGCUAAGAGCCCGGUGUGCGAGGCUGCUUCCUGUCCAGUUCCCCUUUCAACAGAGGAGCUUGAAAGGCCAGAAGCUGUCAUCACCUUGGAGGAGGAAGCGGAUGAUGAGGCGGUUGAUAGCCAGUUGGAGUUUCCUCAAAAGGUCAACAUGCCUGAGCAGGAGCCAGAGCUGCCCACCAUCAUCGAGCUUGACCCUUCUUCCCCUGAAGCUCCUGAGCCUCAGCCCCCGUCCCUUGGGGAAGCAAAGGACAGCGAGCAGCAGCACAAGAAUGAGAUGAACCCUGAUGACGCCUCAGUGGAUUUUGUGUGUCUUUCCCCUGCCUCAACUUCUGCCCCUAGCCCAAACCAGGCAACUGUUGCAUUGCCCCACAAACCUCUCGUGCCCUGCUACUGGAGUCUGGAGCUGCUGAUUGCUGCUGCCUUCUGCACAGACGUACCUCCAUUUCCCUUGUUCCCCCUUGGCACCCCAUCAGUUGCCCCGUCACAGCCCAACCCCUACCAGGGCAUGGAGCUUCUGAGUGAGCUGGCAGAUCUGGAGCUGCAGCAGCAAAAGCACACCUGUGGGAAAAGCCAGGAAGAGGAGUUUCUGAUGUUUGACCUCCAGAGCCUUGCUACCCUGGCCACAGCCCGUGCUCUGGAGAUGGGCUCCCAGGAGGGCAGCAGUACGGGUUCAGGGCGACACUUCCCAGCUCGCAGGAUCCUCAAUUUACGUAGGAAAUGCAGUUGGACACCUCGCAAUGAACCGGUGUGCCCGGCAAAAGGUAGCAUGGAGACCAUGGACGGUCCCGAGCUUGCAAUGCGUGUGAAGUUGGCUGAGCUACAGCGUCGCUACAAAGAGAAGCAAAAGGAGAUGGCCAAACUUCAGAGGAAGCACGAUCAUCAGAAGGAGGAAACUCCUCGCAGCCCAGCUCGACGAGGACCGGGGCGGCCAAGGAAGCGGAAACCCACCCUCACCACAGGUCCAGUGUCCUCAUCUGAGGGCCAAAGAAAAGUCAAGUCGAUGGGGGCGGGGCUUGCACUGUCGCCUGAGGACCUAGGAGGGGGCGGUGACAGCCAGAGAAGGAAGAAGAGGCUGUCCAGUCGAGGCUUUGAGCGGCUCAGCAGCACACAGCAGAUAAAAGCACAGGGCUGCAGAAAAAGCAGUCUUCACAGCAUGCUCAGCUCAAAGCUGGCCAGUGAUGUGACUCAGCUCAAACAAAAAGCCCAGUGUAAAAAGAUUCUCUCAGGGACGGGCUCCAGGGACAAGGAGGUUUCGCCCUGCAACUCCAACCCCAAGCAUGGAUACAGAAGCCAGGGCCCAAGCAAAGCCGAGUCCAGGCGAGAGUCUGGGGGACAAAGUGACACAGCAGCCAGUGUGGACAGUGGCCCCCAAGAGAGCUGGACUGGACUUGUGCGCCAUGGAUGUAAAAAGGGAUCCUCUACCCCGACACAGGGCUUGUCCCGUCUGAGCCAGCCCAGAGCGAGAGAUCACUGUGGCCAGAGACAUGACGCAAUGGAGGAGGGAGAGAGCUCCCCCGUAGAGAGUGGCUCUUCUGAUCAAGAAGAGGAAGAAGAAGAAGGCAGUUAUGAUACUGAUGAAGGUCGAGACUACCGAGCCCAACCCCCCAGAGAAGUCACUUCUAGCUCCUCCGUGAUCGGUCCGAGUCCCUCAUCUGUUGUAAAACUGGAGGCUAACCAGAAAGCCAGGAACAAAAAACAGAGACAAGAGCUUUAUGGCUCCCAGAGUCUAUCUGGAGCCGAAGGGGAGGUCAAAGUAAGGAAGAAGCCCCCCUGCAGGCUGGGCCUGGCCACUGCAGUCAAAAACCGCCGUGACGAUCACCGGUCCGAAGGGGUUAGAAGGCCAUGUGGACCCAGGUCUAAGGAGCCUCGGUGGGGCAGUCUUGGGACCAGAGGCAACCGCUACCGGAGGAGCAUGGGACUGGCCACCUUCCCGACCACCAGCGAGAGGCUAAAGAGGGCGACCCGCAAGAGCACCAUGUUGAGAGGAGCAAUCAAUAAGAGGAGAAGUUGCUGGUCAGUCGGCGGCCCAUCUUCACAGAGUGAGGAAGGCAGCAGGGGACGAAGGAACAAGGACCAGCAGCCAAAGGGACGAGCAGUGAGUCGACUGCUGGAGAGCUUUGCGGCGGAUGAGGGCUUUCAGAUGGAUGGCAGCAGCUUCUCGGAAGAAGAGGAGGACAACAGCCGCUCGUACGGCAACAAAAUCCCUGAAGUUCCAAACUGUGUCCUGACCAAAGAACUCUUAACCGAUGGACUUAAGGUGCUGAUCUCCAAGGACGAUGAGCUUCUAUACGCUGCCAGAGUCCACACACUGGAACUACCGGACAUCUUCAGCAUUGUUAUCUACGGUGAAAGAGGAAACCGCCCAAGAAUCUAUUCAUUGGAGCAGCUGCUACAGGAAGCUGUCCUGGACGUACGGCCAGAGUCGGAGACUAUGCUCAGUGAAGGAACCAGGGUGUGUGCUUACUGGAGCGAACGCUCGCGCUGCUUAUACCCAGGCUACGUUCGCAAAGGUGGUUCAUCUGAUGAAGGGAAGCAAGGAGGAGUGAUGAUAGAGUUUGAUGAUGGAGACAGGGGGAAGAUUUCUCUCCCAAACAUCCGCCUGCUGCCUCCAGGAUACCAGAUUCACUGUGUGGAGUCAUCUCCUGCCCUGCUGAUGCCCAGCGAGGCCAAGGUUAAGAGAAGUUAUAGUCUGGAGCAGGCCCCUCUCAGUGACCGGCCUUAUGACAGAUACAACAUUAUCAAUACUUUAACUCACAGCCAAACUCCACCUGUUCACAAAAGAAGACCAGGGAGACCAAAGGGCUCUGGGAAAAAACAAAAGCAGCAGCAACAGCAGGCUGAGAAUGCCAAUAAAAAUCCUUCACCUUUUCUGGGUUGGCCUUCGUUGGGUAACACCAGGAAGAGGUCGUCCGACAACUUGUUUGAGCUCAAUGGGGCACCCAGGAAAGCCUUAAGAGGGACGGAAGAUGACCUUUUCCCCUUGGCUAGGACCCAGCCACUGGCCUCCACCCCUGCCAAAGGCCUUUUCAGCAGCAGCUCCUUUGAGGUGGACUCCUUCAGCAGCAUUGCAAAUGGCUACUCCUCCUUCUGUACUCAGUCCAAAGGGCCAAAUCAAGGUUUAUCUCUGGUCCCCAGAAGUGGGCCAUAUGGCCAGAGGCGCAGACAAGAUGAGCUUGUUGUGCCAAGAAGCAGGAAGUCUGGACAAGAGUUUUUAGUCAAGUUAGAUCAUGAAGGAGUGACCUCCCCUAAGACAAAGAACGGCAAGGCUCUGCUGUUGCGAGGUGGCUCUUCCAGUGUGAGUGGCAUGCCCAGGACAGAGACUUACUCUCACCCAGUCUUGCUGGUUAAAGACAACAAAAAUGGCGGUGCCUCAAGGGUAGAACUUCUCCGGAAAGGAACCACACCCCAAAGAAAGCCCUCCUAUUCUCUGCGUCUGGAUGAAUAUGGCGACUUGGGCUUCAGCGCCCACAGAGAGUGUCACAGCUCCUACUCUGAUCUGGAUGAUGACGAGGAAGAGAGGAGGACGGCUGCACUGGCUGCAGGCUCAGGAGGACUAGGGACGGCUGGCCGAUUCCUGUCUCGUCUCUCGGUCUCAUCAUCGUCUUCUGGUUCUUCAAGCUCCUCCUCUUCAGGGUCUAUCUCCAGUUCCAGCUUGUGCUCCUCGGAUAAUGAUUCCUCUUACAGCUCAGAGGACGAGGACAGUUCUACAUUGAUGCUUCAAAGUUGUAUGUCUUCCCACCGGGGCCUCCUGCAACCUUCUGAACCUUCCACGUCUUCAAGGCCACACCAGCACUCCUUUGUGGCCAAAGCUCUGGCUGUUUCCAAUGCCAAAGGAGACUCCCCUGACCAGAUCUCCAACAGCAAGUCCCUGAAGAGGAAAGAAUGCACCAGCUCCCCCUCUAAAUCAUCGAAGGAUUUUGUGAAGAAACCUAGGAUGCUUCCAGAUGACACCUCAUUUAUUCCAAGGCCUAAGAUGUCUGCAUUCAUGGCAGGACGACAAAUGUGGAGGUGGUCAGGAAACCCCACACAGCGGCGAGGUCUGAAAGGCAAGGCCAGGAAGCUUUUUUAUAAGGCCAUCGUGCGAGGCAGAGACACAGUGAAAGUGGGAGAUUGUGCUGUGUUCCUUUCAGCUGGACGUCCUAACCUCCCAUACGUAGGUCAAAUUGAGAACCUCUGGGAAUCCUGGACCUCCAGUAUGGUGGUCAAAGUCAAGUGGUUCUACCACCCUGAAGAGACCAAGCUUGGCAAGAGGCAUCGAGAUGGGAAGCAUGCCCUUUACCAGUCGUGUCAUGAGGAUGAGAAUGACGUCCAGACAAUCUCUCAUAAGUGCCAGGUGGUGAGCAGGGAGGAGUAUGAGUGUCUGACUCGCAAUCAGAAGCCGAACAGUACCUCCCCAAACCUCUACUACCUGGCUGGGACGUAUGACCCCACCGCUGGUCAAUUGGUCACAACGGAAGGGGUUUCCAUCUUGUGCUGAACCUCCAUGAGGACACUACUGAAGGACUCCUUUGGAGGAAGGAUAAAAGUCCAUGACUUUACCUACAAGACCCUCCAGCCUGGGAAGAUACAAAGUGCACCUUGGGUAUGCCUCAAGGACCCAUGGACUAAACGUCAGCACCGAAGCAGGGCUGUCUGAGGUUACACACUGGAGUCUAUUGGCAUCUAACCUUUGUGGAAGUGAAGGGGAUGUCCAUAACUGGUUGAUCCUUUCAAGAGGAAUAGAAGAAAGUCUGGGUCUUCACAAAGUUCAAUAGUUCAACUAAUCUCUUUUUAAUGGAUCCAUGUGACAGACAGCUUCAUAAAUGGUUUUAGGACUCAUGCCUCCUGCUCCGAUCACAUGUCACCAAAGGAGAGCUGAGAGUGCAUUUGACUGCAAAAUAUUAUGAGGCUGAAUAGGUUCUGCGGACCAAUUCUUCAAAGGUAGCCUUACCUAAGGGAAUGGAAAUGAAAGUGAGGCGUGGGGCUCUCCAGAGACCUCUUCAUUCCAGGGAAGUUGAAAACAUGUAAAGGAUGUAAAGUUGAUGUCUGUAAAUAUUUUUGAAUUUUUCCCAAUCAAGCCAUACACUUCAGUACCUCUCGCCUGUCUUAACUGUUCAGGUGUACAUUGUACAGCUCAAUUAUUGUAUUGUUGUCUGUUGUCUAUAUGUACAUAAAAGCUAUUUUAUAUAGGAGUUUAUUG
Anarrhichthys ocellatus (wolf-eel) is the source of this 17992-nucleotide messenger RNA. It is a transcript of the gene bahcc1a, whose product is annotated as BAH domain and coiled-coil containing 1a. The record is from RefSeq and is a predicted model, not a curated record. The transcript has 28 exons. Gene Ontology annotation, molecular function: chromatin binding. NCBI's taxonomy places the organism in Eukaryota, Metazoa, Chordata, Actinopteri, Perciformes, Anarhichadidae. Bases 8582 to 17290 code for a protein of 2902 amino acids.